AUGUCUACCACCGAACUGCCCAUUGUGGCUCGGCUUCCAGAGGAUUUGCUCAUCCUGAUCUUCCGGUUUGCGAAAGCAGCUGAAAAGUUUCCUGUAUUCUCUCUCCUACCUGUUUUACAGCAGGUAAACCGACAUUGGUACUGUACUGUUCGCAACGCGGGCGUGCAAUUGUGGCGACGUGUGGAAUGGAGCACAAGAUCACCGCAUUGGAGGUUUACUGAGAACAAACUACUGCAACUGAUCGAGAUAUAUGGACAGCAUGUUGAGGUACUGAACUUGGACGUCCGAGCUUCCGUUCCGCCAUUGGAAGACGAUUGGGAGGUGGAAGAUGACGAUGUGAAUAAUGGGGAUACAGAGCUACGUCCGUGUCUGGAGAUGGCUACUCCGGGAACGUCUUUUCAACACAUCCGUCAAGCUAAUGCACCUAGCUGGAGUUUCAAUGAGCAGAAAUGGGCGUGCAUAUUCAGAUGUCUUCCAAAUCUACGAGAUCUGGUCAUUCUAAGGAGAAGUCUGAAUUAUCCAAUAGACGCCCAUUUCUUGGAUGUUCUUGGGUCCCAUUGCCAUCAUCUGGAGCGACUGACGCUGUUUAACCCCUGGCAACCAUAUUUGAACGCGCAAGAAUCCAAACUAUCAAGGAACUGGGAACCUAGCAUCAAAGAUAUUAAUAAACUAUUGCAAAAUACGGGCAAUCUCCGCGUCCUCCGACUUGGUGCCCAACGGUUUUGUGGGGACAUAUUGCGCGGUAUUUUGCGCUCUCUUGCACUGUAUGCACCUGACAUUCAAGAGUUUGAUGUGGAUGAAUGUGUAGAGGGUGAUAGUGGCCCAUACGACGUUGCUUGUGUUGAUGUGACCCCGACAGACUGGGAGCUUUUCUGUACCAACUGCAAAGACCUGCGAUAUUGGAACUUUGCACUUUUGAAAAGUAUAACAGCUGAGGACAUGAUGAUAUGGACGCAGCACCCAAAGAGAGAAUUACGAACCUUGAGGCUGGAACGACGAGGAGUGUGCGGCAAUUGGGGGUUUGGACCCGUGCACCUCGCCACAGCAAUUGCGGCUUGUCCAAAGCUGGAGCAGCUAAUUAUCAAUACAGAAGAUGGGUGGUUGGACGAUGACGGGAUGUCCCUCGUGUGCUCAUCGUGUCCGUAUCUCAAGCACUUGUUCCUGUGCAUGGAUGAAGACAUGGCCAUGACGGAUGUUAGCCUUGCGCACAUUGGCCGUCUUUCCCAUCUUCAGACCCUAGAAAUAGUGUCUAACCCUACAAUCACUGCCCAUGGUCUCCUUGAGGUCAUCACAGCUCGAAGAUUGGCAUCCCAUUCGCAACAUGCGCAGGGACACUUGGAGAUCAGCAUAGCUUACUGCGCUCAAGUUCACCCCAUGACAUUUUUGGAGCUGCUGCUCCAGGUUGCGAGGUCGGCAGAACUACCGUUCGGAAUACGGCGGGUUGUCGUAGAUAUCACGAAUCAAGGGAGCACAGAUGAGGAAAUGGAUUACGAGAUGGAAGGUGUAGUUCAAGAGCUUUCAAAAUUUUUUGAAAAGGUGGAGUGUUCCUACGAUGGGCUCUAUUUCCGGUUCGCGUACAAAGUAAAAGAACCUAGUAGCGUAGGAGCUCAAUGAUAAGUAGUAUAGUAUAUCGAUGAGUGAGAACUAUCUGGGAAGCUUGCAUUCAAGAAUGCUGAGAUUUUGGUGGAGUGUUGCUAUCACGGGCUCUAUUCCCUACACUAUAAAGUAGCAUAGUAGCGUAGUAUAUCGAUGAUUGAGAACUUGGAAGCCUGCACAAGGUGGAAAGGCGCCAGCUCGUCGUUUGCCCAAUACACUAUCUCCUUUGCAUGUCCAAUA
Molecule: messenger RNA, 1836 nt
Organism: Spizellomyces punctatus DAOM BR117
Lineage: Eukaryota; Fungi; Chytridiomycota; Chytridiomycetes; Spizellomycetales; Spizellomycetaceae
Exons: 2
Coding region: 1-1614 (537 amino acids)
Biological process (GO): SCF-dependent proteasomal ubiquitin-dependent protein catabolic process
Cellular component (GO): SCF ubiquitin ligase complex
Source: RefSeq, a predicted model, not a curated record